This is a messenger RNA of Fusarium odoratissimum NRRL 54006, 3282 nucleotides long. Its product is annotated as condensin complex subunit 2. Gene Ontology annotation, biological process: mitotic chromosome condensation. Gene Ontology annotation, molecular function: chromatin binding. Bases 148 to 2658 code for a protein of 836 amino acids. The record is from RefSeq and is a predicted model, not a curated record. Lineage: Eukaryota; Fungi; Ascomycota; Sordariomycetes; Hypocreales; Nectriaceae. The transcript is spliced from 4 exons. Gene Ontology annotation, cellular component: condensin complex.
CCCCUCGUGCUACCUCCAUAGCAGUUGGCAUUUAUUUUGUUUACUUUGGCCAGGGGGGUCCCGCAACACGACAACGACGACAACGCGAUAGGCCUCGUCCAAACACGCCCUUUUUGUCCCCCAAAAACCCACACAAACAAAUUGAAAAUGCCUCGAGUUGCUCAAGUUCCCCGGACGGGGAGUGCCAGGAACAACACAGGCUCCAGUACGGCCUCACCAUUCAUAACGCAGUCACCCGUCAAAAUCCCCCUCAACGACGAUGUGUCAGAAAAGGGGCAGCGCAUGAGCUCCAGGAGAGCUCUCCACGAAAGACAAUUUAACGAGAUCAAGAAGGCCGCAACUCCUCGCAAGGUUGGCCUUCGCCUUGACGACAUGGAGAACGGUGAUCCCCAAACUCCCCGCGGCGGCCGCGCCAGCUAUAUCGAAGAUGAUGAGGGCUUUGUGGUCGGAGGUUCUGCGGUCACGCCUAUGAAGCGUGUGCCGCUUCUCGCCAAUUUCGAAGAAUGGAUGAAGAUGGCGACCGACAACAAAAUCAAUGCGACAAAUUCAUGGAACUUCGCUCUCAUAGACUACUUUCACGAUAUGUCACUCCUCAAGGAAGGCGACGGUGUGAACUUCCAAAAGGCCAGUUGUACCUUGGACGGAUGCGUCAAGAUCUACACCAACCGUGUGGACAGCGUCGCAACGGAAACAGGGAAGCUAUUGAGUGGCCUUGCCGAUAGCAACAACGCCAAGAAGAAAGACAAAGAUGGCGAGGAUGCCGACGAGAGCGACGAAGAAGAACUCGAUGAGGAUGGCAACGUCAAAAAGAAGCCCAAGAAGAAGACACAACGAUCAUCUGAAGCAACGCUUGCCCCCUCGUUCAACUCGCUGCAGCUCAAAAAGUUCGAGCUGGAAUUCGCAGUCGAUCCCUUGUUCAAAAAAGCAUCUGCCGAUUUUGAUGAGGGUGGCGCCAAGGGUCUUCUUCUAAACCAUCUCAUGAUCGAUUCACAAGGACGUAUCGUCUUUGACAGUAGCGACGAUACUGGUGAUGCCGCCACCCUUGGAAAGACGAAGUCCGAUGACGAAGAGGGCGACGGAGAAGACGAGGAAGCCGAGAACGACCCGGAGGAGGAGGAGCUGGAAGAUGAGGAGGAAGCCGACGAUGUCGAAAUCGAUGUUGGAGUCCUUGGUGCCAAGUUCAUCCCCGACUUGCACCGACUCGAUGAGCUUGAUGUUUGUCCUUCUUUAAAGACGUUUGAUCUUGGCGAUCCUUCGGGAUCCAUGGAUAUUCCAUUUCUGAAGGCACCCGAAGAUUGGAGACAGGACCAGGACAAGGAAAAGACCCCGGGAGCGCUUGGCGACUUUUCCGGUCUCGUAAUCGAUGGUGACGAAGCAGCAGGCUUCGAUGAUGAUGACCUUGCCCUGGGAGCCUUCGAUGCCGCCGAUAAUGUCGCUUUCGGUGAGGGCGGCGAGGCCUGGGCUAGAGAAGCCGCCCUGGAGCCACAGAUGCGAGUGUACGACGCGGGUCUCGGCGAAGAGGGUGGUGACGGGGAUGAGAUCGACGACAACGGUGAAUACGUUGUUUCGAUGACGAGCGCGCAGAAGGCGGACAAGAUGCACGAGGACAUCCUUGGAUUUUUCGACCAGGCGUUGCAGAAGAACUGGGCGAGCGCGGAGCACUGGAGGAUCAGGAAGAUCAAGGAUGUGAAUAAGCCGGCAACAGAGACAAAGAAGCGCAAAGAGAAAGAACCCUUUGAGAUCGAUUUUGCCGCACCUCUGGAUUCACACACUUCGGAUAUCAUUCAUACACAGGCCACCAACAAUUCGGCCAUCAGCAUGCCCAAGAAGGAUUGGAAGUCUAAGUCACGCAAUCUUCUCCCCGACGACAAGCACUUUAACUCCAAGUCUCUGCUAAGCCUGUUCCUCAAGCCAAAGGCACGGAUGAGCAAACGACGCACAGGCUUCAGCUCUCGCGGUGGGGGUGGCUUUGGUAAUACCGGUGCAGAUAAUCAACCUGAUGGUGAAAUGGACGAAGCAUUCUGGGCCAACCAAAAGGCCCCGCAACAUACAGACGAGACAGCGUUGCCUGAAGGCGACUAUGAUGCCAACUUCUUUCAGGACGAUGUUAUGCCAUUCCCCGGCGGCGGUGACUUGGACGAUGACGACGAUCUAGAGUUUGCGGACGCAAGAGAGCACUUCUCACCAGGGCUUGACGGGCAGGCUGGACUCACUGAUGGCGGAGGGCUCACGGCUCUACUUAAUGGAGAGACAGUAACUAAUACUGGAGCAUUCGGAACGACACUGGUUACUCAAACGAGGCGUGUACGACCCGAGUAUGUGCAAUAUGCUAGGGUAGCCAAGAAGGUGGAUGUGCGAAGGUUGAAGGAAGAGUUGUGGAAGGGUAUGGAUGUUGACAUUCUUCAAAAACAGCCUGAGCCCCAAGCAGUGGAUGUCAGCGAACCUAAGCAAGAAGAGACGCUUAAGUUCACAGAGAUCAUGAACAAUCUGCAGACCGUAUAUCCCAAGCCGGUGAUGGAUGAUAUUUCAACCUCAUUCUGCUUUAUCUGCCUCUUGCACUUGGCCAAUGAGAAGGGUCUUGUGAUUGACAACACACCUGGUCUGUCGGAACUUGAGAUCCGCAGGGAUUGGUCAGCGGAGAUUGUCGAGGGUGAAUAGCGGGAGCGGUUUUGAACUAUGUCAACACUUGUCUUGAGUAUGUUUGGGAGUGGCCAUGUACUUGUUUGUUUGACGAGUCAUGCAUGAGAUGCUUGCGGAAUCGUUCAAGAGACACAUAGCAAUGCAUGGUAUGGUUUGGUCUGGUAUGGCAUGGCAUGGAAGAUAACGUGAUAUCCUGGCGUUGGGGGGAGAAGUCAACAGUAACAACAUCUAGAGUACUUGUUUUGAAUGAAGGACACGACGGAAUGAUUGAUUGGUCAUAUUCAUGAGCUUUGCUUUAUACCAUGUGGAUGCUGACUGGAAGAUGAGGUGGUGGUUCUUGAAUUUGCAGCCUCUUGUUGCGGGGUUCCUUUAAUUUCAAGUAUGAAGAAAGCAAGUUUAAAUUCUUGAGUGAUUGAGCUUUUGUGGUCUCUUGGGUCGUAUCCAAGUUUUCUCAAUGAUAAUACCUUGGUCAAUGGCAACCUGACCUGACAUCCAUAUCCUAUUCUCGUGGCUGCUGGAAAAUCAACGGCAGAAAAUUCGCCAUUCUAUCAUCUAAUCCAAUACGCUAACGCUACAGUGAUAUCUGCAGCAUGACACUCACCUCAUAGCUGACUUUUCCAGUUCCCAUGUCUGAAGGGAAUU